AUGGAGUCAGGGAAGAAUGCUCACCGCCUGAACCGCAUCUUCCGCAAGCCCAAGACGAUGGUGGCCCCACGUGCCUGGCGCCCAGCGGCAGAUGGAGAAGGCGAACGGCAGCAGCCUUUCAGCGGUGUUUCGCUUCAACGGAUAAACGCCAUGAUCAGCGAACUCUCCGAAGAGGAGCGAACUCGGGCGUUGGCCCAACAGGAUCCCCCAACAGUCGUACAAGAGGAACUCGCCAAACGGGCGGCGCGAUUUGGCCUCACAAUAGAGCGAGCAGACGCGGGCAACAAUGAAAAGACGGCCUCGAGUGAAAUUACACCAGAGGUGCAGGCGGUGUUUCAGAGACGCAUGGAGCGAUUUGGGCAGUCCGCGGCGGAGGAAGCCAUGCAAAAACGCGUGGCUCGGUUUGGUAAUGCAGCCACGUCUGCUGAAGGCCCCGGAGUGGAGCUGAAGUUGUCGGAAGCGGAUCGUGAGGCAAUGCAGCGCAGGCAGAGCCGCUUUGGGGGCUAA
Molecule: messenger RNA, 507 nt
Organism: Trypanosoma brucei brucei TREU927
Lineage: Eukaryota; Euglenozoa; Kinetoplastea; Trypanosomatida; Trypanosomatidae
Exons: 1
Coding region: 1-507 (168 amino acids)
Source: RefSeq, a predicted model, not a curated record